GUAGCAGUGGUUUACCGUUGGAUCUGAGCUGCCACUCACUGGGCAGCGCCUUAGCUGCUGUAUUCACCAUAUGGAGGGAGGCGGUGGACAUCCUGCCCAGAGAAGCAGGACCCCCACAGGAGCGUGCCCACCCCCACCAAGCUGUUGUGGAGGAGGUGGUUCUGUCUGAGAGCAGUGAAGACUUCAAACAGUGGUCUGGAGGCUGCUGGGCAGAUCCACCUAUUACAGCCAGAGAACAGCCGGAACAGAUUUGCAGUGGAGCAAUGACAUGUUGCCUGCUGCACCCAGGGAGUCCACACAAGACGGGAAACACAGGGAUAGAAGCACAGGAAGGACCCAUGCUCUUGGAGGACCUGCCCCCGGCCAGCAGUACUGAUUCAGGAUCUGGGGGACCUUUACUCUUUGAUGAUCUCCCACCUGCUGGCAGUGGUGAUCCAGGUUCUCUUGCCACAUCAGUUUCCCAGGCAGUGAAGAACGAAGGGAAAGGAGCAAAGAGGAAAACUGAGGAAGAGAAGAAUGGCGGUGAAGAGCUUGUGGAAAAGAAAGUUUGUAAAGCCUCUUCGGUGAUCUUUGGUCUGAAGGGCUAUGUGGCAGAGCGGAAGGGUGAGAGGGAGGAGAUGCAGGAUGCCCAUGUCAUCCUGAAUGACAUCACUGAGGAGUGUAAGCCUCCGUCAUCCCUCAUUACUAGGGUUUCAUACUUUGCUGUUUUUGAUGGACAUGGAGGAAUCCGGGCCUCAAAAUUUGCUGCACAGAAUUUGCACCAGAAUUUAAUCAGGAAAUUUCCUAAAGGAGAUGUAAUCAGUGUGGAGAAGACUGUAAAGAGAUGCCUACUAGAUACUUUUAAGCACACCGACGAAGAGUUCCUGAAACAGGCUUCAAGCCAGAAGCCUGCCUGGAAAGAUGGGUCCACUGCCACAUGUGUCCUGGCUGUUGACAACAUCCUGUAUAUCGCCAACCUUGGAGAUAGUCGGGCAAUCCUGUGUCGAUACAACGAGGAAAGUCAAAAACAUGCAGCCUUAAGUCUCAGCAAAGAGCACAACCCAACUCAGUAUGAAGAGCGGAUGAGGAUACAGAAGGCUGGAGGGAAUGUCAGAGAUGGGCGUGUCUUGGGCGUGCUGGAGGUAUCUCGUUCCAUUGGAGAUGGGCAGUACAAGCGCUGUGGGGUCACAUCUGUGCCUGAUAUCAGACGUUGUCAGCUGACCCCCAAUGACAGGUUCAUUCUGCUGGCCUGUGAUGGGCUCUUCAAGGUCUUUACCCCAGAGGAAGCUGUGAACUUCAUCUUGUCCUGCCUUGAGGAUGAAAAGAUCCAGACCCGAGAAGGGAAGCCUGCUGUUGAUGCCCGCUAUGAAGCUGCAUGCAACAGGCUGGCUAACAAGGCAGUGCAGCGGGGCUCAGCAGACAACGUGACGGUGAUGGUGGUGAGGAUAGGACACUGAGGCUGCACGCGCGCUCUGACGGGCAGGCUCAUUUGUGUGUGCACGGUGUGUGCUCCUGUGGGACUCUAUGGCUGUAAAUAAAGGUUUCUUUUUUCCUA
Molecule: messenger RNA, 1534 nt
Organism: Peromyscus maniculatus bairdii (prairie deer mouse)
Lineage: Eukaryota; Metazoa; Chordata; Mammalia; Rodentia; Cricetidae
Gene: Ilkap
Product: ILK associated serine/threonine phosphatase
Biological process (GO): protein dephosphorylation
Molecular function (GO): protein serine/threonine phosphatase activity; cation binding
Source: RefSeq, a predicted model, not a curated record